AUGUCUAUGCUGGAUGAGACGCACCUACCGCUACCACAAUCACAAGCGGAUUCGAAUACUUAUGUUCUCGGACGAAUCCAUACUCAUGAUGUUGUUCUAGCUUGUCUCCCUGAGAUGGGUCUAGCACCUGCAGCCACGGUGGCGCGGCAGAUGAAACAAUCCUUUCCAGACCUACGUUGCGCGUUACUGGUCGGCAUUGGAGGAGGUAUACCGAGUGAAGGGUACGACAUCCGUCUAGGGGACGUGGUAGUUGGCGUGCCGGGAUCCAAAUACGGAUCAGUUGUACAAUGGGACUAUGGGAAGACCGUCGCCGAAGGAAAAUUUGUCCACUAUGGCGUUCUGAACGACCCUCCGGCGGUUCUACUGACAGCUGUCAACGCUCUUCGGGCCCGGUAUAACAUGGGGCAAACAGGUAUUGUGGAGAACCUGGAGUUUGGAUCGUCGCGUAUUCCUUCCGAUAUGAAUGCUCGCGAAGAAAACAUUUUCUACCAGGAUUAUUGGCACGAGUCGCGAAUUCUAGAACGUGGCAACGAUGCUCGGAGCUCACAAUUUGCAAUUCGGCAAGAUGAGCGGCAAUUACUAGAGCGGUUGCUGAGCCAGCCCCCGGGACAAGGUCCGAACUUUGAAAUGGAGCCAAAACUGGCAGAAUUCAUGCAUGAAUACAGAUCUGAGCUACUGGAACAGCUUGCUGAUUUCCCAAACCCCCAGCAGCAACGCGGCCUCUUCGCCGCAAUGCUGCGGAUGACAAAAGGAUCGCUUGACCAUGAUUCCGAUACAUGUCGUACCUUAUUGCACUGGCUGGCCAUGAACGGCGUAUCGGACGUUCUUCCGAAGCUAAUUGAUAUCGGGUUCGAUGUGAACCAUAAAGAUUCAGAUUGGCAGACACCUCUUCAUCUCGCAGUCAUCGAAAAUCACUUUCCUACUGUCGCUGUUCUUGUGCAGCAGUGCCAUGCUGAUGUGCAUGCGAAAGAUCUAAAUGGUCUACUCGCGUGGCAUCAUGCUCUCCAUAUCGACUGGGAUAACUGCGCCGACAAUGACGAGCGUGAAAAAUCCCGGAUUUCCAUCAUCAGGCUCCUAGCAGCCUUCACAAACAUAGAAUCGAUCAAAGGCGCAAAGGCUCGGAAGAGUCUAUCUCGUCUGAAGACGGACCCGGAGGCAGUCAUACUUCUAUGA
Molecule: messenger RNA, 1173 nt
Organism: Penicillium cataractarum
Lineage: Eukaryota; Fungi; Ascomycota; Eurotiomycetes; Eurotiales; Aspergillaceae
Product: ankyrin repeat domain-containing protein
Exons: 2
Coding region: 1-1173 (390 amino acids)
Biological process (GO): nucleoside metabolic process
Molecular function (GO): protein binding; catalytic activity
Source: RefSeq, a predicted model, not a curated record